AUGAUUAAACAACAGCAACCACAACAACUUAAGGCACAAAGCACCCAGGUCCCUCAGACCAUUACAUACGCCAUAUAUGCAUAUAAUUCAAAGACGGCAGAACAAACGCAAAGGUUGAAAUAUGGAGAUUUGGAGAUAGUAUUGAAAAAUGACCAUUUCGAAUUCGUUUGCAAGGGUGGUGCAGUGAUAUCAAAUAUAAAAGAAAUUUUAUUUAUGAAUUCAAAAAUUAAAGGUAUAACGGAUGAUAUAACAUCAAUUCCACCAGAAGAACAAAGAUAUUACGCAUUAAAUGCAUUUCCUAAAGUUUUGAAGAUUGGAAGAUUUAAUUUAAAUGAGGAAUUCAUAAAAGGUUUCCUAAAUGACAUAAUGAAGAAAGCAGAUAAGGAAUAUGUGGAUGAAAAAGAUAAAGAAAUUAAAGAAAGGGUUGAAUGGUAUCAUGAAUGGACAUCGAAGAUUUUUAAAACUAAAGCUGAUACAGGAUGGGUUUCAGAAUGUUUAGACCUUAAAGCGGAUAAAACAUAUGUUAACGAUGAGUUAGAGAAGAAGGUGGAUAAGGAAUAUGUGGCUAGUGAAUUAAAUAAGAAGGCAAAUUUGGUUUACGUUGAUGAAAAAGAUAAAGAAAUUAAAGAAAUGGUUGAAUGGUAUCAUGAAUGGACAUCAAAGAUUUUUAAAACUAAAGCUGAUACAGGAUGGGUUUCAGGAUGUUUAGACCUUAAAGCGGAUAAAACUUAUGUUAACAAUGAGUUAGAGAAGAAAGCGGAUAAGGAAUAUGUUAACGAUGAGUUAGAGAAGAAGGUGGAUAAAACAUAUGUUAACGAAAUAUACCAAAGUUUGAUAGGAACAACGAAAAAUAUUGAAACUAUUGUUGGUGACUUUUCUGUCAAUGAAGAAAAUAAAUAUUUUAGAUGGCAGUUUGUACAGUCCUUAAAAAAUGGUACACGGUGUAAACUCAUUCCGAAAAAUAACAAUGAAAUGUAUGUAAGUUAUAAAAAGAAUGAUGGCACACAAGUUAAAGUUCCAUUAGACAACAACUGUUACUUAAACUUAUAUGGAGACGAACAAAAGAAAUAUUUAAGA
Messenger RNA from Trichomonas vaginalis G3, 1077 nucleotides. RefSeq lists its product as uncharacterized. The transcript has a single exon. The annotation marks the transcript as partial. Lineage: Eukaryota; Parabasalia; Trichomonadida; Trichomonadidae. The record is from RefSeq and is a predicted model, not a curated record.